AUGCGCCGCUCAAAGAAGGCUGACGAGUCCUCCGUCGAAUCAUACUCGUCAAAAGCGUCUUCGCUAGCAUCAUCUCUGAAGUCUGUCAGCCAGGCAGCUAAGAAGGGUGUGGAUGUGCUUACCCGUCCUUUGAAGAGAGUCAAAACUAUCUUGCUCUCGAAAAAAACACGCUCAUCACUACCGUCAUCCCCUGAACCAUCGGUGAUCGAUAUUGAUGCCAUCGACACGGCGACAAAGUCUGACGACGAAGAGGACCUAGAUGCAGAACUUCGUAAGACUUCUACUGAUACUACUAUGUCAGUGCCUUACCGAUUCAAUACAGAAAAACUGAAGAAGAAUUGGCGUUCACCUGUCUAUGCGUUUUUUGACAUUGAUCGUGUUGCUGUUCAGAAUGUGGAUGGUCGUAAUUGCCACUUCUUCCCCUGUGCAGCACAAAAAUGUAAGACGAGAAUUGGAGGGGUUCGCCGUUUCCAGGACUCGAAAGAUAAGGCUUCGACUGCUAAUCUAAAGAACCAUGCCAUUGGCUGUUUCGGUAACAAGGCUGUCAAAGUUGCAUGUAUUGAUAAGCAAGCGCCCGAUGUUACAGUUCUAUCUUUUUCCUUUCACUUCUUCACUUAUUCAUGA
Suillus subaureus is the source of this 624-nucleotide messenger RNA. RefSeq lists its product as uncharacterized. The record is from RefSeq and is a predicted model, not a curated record. The transcript has a single exon. NCBI's taxonomy places the organism in Eukaryota, Fungi, Basidiomycota, Agaricomycetes, Boletales, Suillaceae. The coding region runs from base 1 to 624 and encodes 207 amino acids.